ACUGCUGGCCAAAAAAAAAAAAAAACAGAGAGAGAGAGAGACGACGACGACGACGACGACAGGGAUAAUGCAGAGAUCGCUUCCGGUUCCGGCGGAGGAUAACAAAGCCUGUAACUGCAGGUGUUUCAAUUCCUGUCAAAAAGCCUGAAAGCUGAAGAGGCAAUUCUAACUAGUGCUAGCAAUUGUAAAUAUUUCACCCCUCAAAAGAAUUGCAUGCUUAAUCUCACUUGUAUGACUCUCUUGUGUAUGAAUACAAGUCUACCCCUCAAUAGAAGUUGCGCAAUGGCGUCGGAGCAACAAAUACCAUCCCGAAAGUUACAAAUUUGCUCUGCUGCCAACAGUGGAGUGUCCCCCUACUGGAGAGAAAACUGUGAAAGGGAAGCCCAUAGAUAUUGGGAUGCAUUCUACAAGCGCCACCAAAAUAAAUUUUUCAGAGAUAGUCAUUACUUGGAAAAGGACUGGGGCAAGUAUUUUUCUGGAGAAGGAAGAAAAGUGAUUUUGGAGGUUGGUUGUGGAGCUGGAAAUACUAUUUUUCCUAUCAUCGCGUCAUAUCCAGAUGCUUUUGUUUUUGCAUGUGAUUUCUCACCACUAGCUAUUGACCUGGUUAAGUCGCAUAAAGACUACAAGGAGUCCUGUGCCAGUGCUUUCAUCUCUGAUUUGACAGCUGAUGACCUAAGCAAGGAUAUUUCUCCAUCAUCAGUUGAUAUUGUGACCCUGAUAUUUAUGUUGUCUGCAGUAUCCCCAGAGAAGAUGCCUCUGGUGCUGCAGAAUAUUAGAAAAGUUAUGAAGCCAAAUGGUUAUGUGCUGUUUCGGGAUUAUGCUGUUGGUGACCAUGCACAGGAGAAAUUUUCAGCCAAAGAUCAAAAGAUUAGUGAUAACUUCUAUGUCAGAGGUGACGGCACUCGUGCUUACUAUUUUUCAAGUGAGUUAUUUACAAAUUUGUUUAAAGAAAAUGGUUUUGAUGUUGAAGAAAUUGGUGUAUACUGCAAAAAAGUUGAGAACCGCUCAAGGGAGUUGGUAAUGAACCGGCAUUGGCUCCGAGCAGUAUUUUGCUUGUCAAAUGGUUCCAAUUAUUUUUCCAGUAAAGAGGCUCCACCAAAGGUCAGUUGUCUUCAUGGAGGAAUACAUGCAUUUCUGAAUCUGCAUUGCCUUUUCCAUGCAACUUCAGAAGAGUUUAUCGGUAACCCUGGAAGCUGCAAGGAUAAAGAGGAACCUGCAUUGAUUAUUGCCAUAUCCAUCCUACGCCAAGUAGAUGAACCAUCCCUAAUUUCAGCUGCUGCAAAAUUUGGUUUUAAAUUUGCGGAUAAAUGGCCUAGUAGCCUUUCAAGUAAUCUAUCUUGAAUUAUUAUGAGGAAUUAGUUCUAAUUAAAAUGAUUUGAAGCAGUAUCUUCCUUGUGCCCCUCAGUUUCAAGUUGUCGUACGAAAAAGAUGGCACUAUUCUUUUGGAAAAAGAUGGCAGUUAUAAGUUCAUAUUUUGGUAAUUGAGUGUGUUGUUAUUUAGUUGGCUAAAAAAAAAAAAGCGUAAUGUUAUUCUUGUUCAAAUCAAUGUUCCCCCACUAUUCGGGGAGGACAUGCUUAUAGUUGUA
Messenger RNA from Prosopis cineraria, 1586 nucleotides. Its product is annotated as tRNA N(3)-methylcytidine methyltransferase trm141-like. The record is from RefSeq and is a predicted model, not a curated record. The coding region runs from base 214 to 1341 and encodes 375 amino acids. The transcript is spliced from 12 exons. NCBI's taxonomy places the organism in Eukaryota, Viridiplantae, Streptophyta, Magnoliopsida, Fabales, Fabaceae.